Molecule: messenger RNA, 3270 nt
Organism: Oncorhynchus masou masou (cherry salmon)
Lineage: Eukaryota; Metazoa; Chordata; Actinopteri; Salmoniformes; Salmonidae
Product: transmembrane protein 47-like
Exons: 3
Coding region: 169-714 (181 amino acids)
Biological process (GO): cell-cell adhesion
Cellular component (GO): cell-cell junction; membrane
Source: RefSeq, a predicted model, not a curated record
GUGCGCUCAGACGACUCGCUUCAGCAGCAGUGAUACGGUAGCUGCAGCAGCGUCCCUGACGCGCUGCCCACCCUCCACUCUCAGCAGGGGAGAAUUACGAAAUUCUUGGUUUGAGACCCAACCGCCAGCCCACGGUCCUCGGAGAAAGCUACUUUUGUUUACCAUCCCAUGGCUUCAUCCGUGAGUGGAACGGAGGAGGUGCGCGUGUCGGCGUUGACACCGCUGAAGUUGGUGGGCUUGGUGUGCGUCUUCCUUGCGCUCUGCCUGGAUGUCGGGGCGGUGUUGAGCCCCGCGUGGGUAACGGCGUAUAACCAGUACUACCUGUCUCUGUGGGAGUCCUGCUGGAAGCCUGUCAACUCGGACACAUGGCAGUGCAACACAACGCUCGAGACUGACUGGCAGAUUGCCACGUUGGCCCUGUUGCUGGGUGGUGCUGCCCUCAUCCUGUUCUCCUUCCUGGUUGCCCUGGUGUCAGUGUGUGUCGGCUCCAGGAGCCGCUGCUACAGGCCUGUCGCUGUCUUGCUGUCCGCUGCAGUGGUGCUUCAGGUCUGCAGUCUGGUCCUCUACACAAUUAAGUUCAUUGAGACAGUCAGCUUGAGGAUAAACCACGAGUUUAACUGGGGCUAUGGCCUGGCCUGGGGGGCCACCAUCUUCUCCUUCGGAGGGGCCAUUCUCUAUUGUCUCAACCCCAAGAACUAUGAAGACUACUACUAAACCCUGCAAGAGGAGAAGAGAGCCCUCUACACAACUUCAUGCCCCCCCCCCCCCCGGGCUAUGCUCUGAACUUAGUCUGUUUUAUGUAACUGGUAGAGAAAAUAAAUAUUCACAGAAAAAAUGUUGGAGAAUUAACAACAGUAGUGUCUAUAGGCUCCAUUCAGACCAUUGUACUGUACCAGAUGGUUGGCUCACAGGCUUAAAGGGACACUCUUACUCACAUUAUGAUGUUGUGUUUUCUAAGGGAAUCUCUGCCUGUGUUGUGACUGAUAUCUGCUAUAGGCUAAGUGGUAAGGCUGAAGAGCCAAUCAGACGGUUCAAUGGAAUCCUAAUGUCCAAUCAGAUACAUCAGUGAAACCAUGUCAGGUCCCCUUUAUGAUAGGAACUUCAGCAGGAGUUGACAGGCACAAUGCUUUGUUAUUAAUGACCAAUCAAAGAAGGGACCGGUGAGAGUGAUGGACAUCGACCAAUCAGAGAGCCGAAGGAUAGUCCAGGUGGACAGAUUGAUCUUGAUGAGGAAAGAAGUAGAAUACGAGACUCACCUAAGGAAAGGAAUCAAGGAUGCAUACCUUUACUAACCCCCACUAACAAACUGAACAAAAAUACAAACGCAACAUGCAACAGUUUCAAGGAUUUAACUGAGUUACAGUUCAUAUAAGGAAAUACGUCAACUUUAAUUAAUUAGGCCCUAAUAUAUGGAUUUCAUAUGACGGCAGGGGAGCAGCCAUGCGUGGGCUGGGAGGGCAUAGGCCCACCCACUGUGGAGCCAGGCCCAGCCAAUCUUAAUGAGUUUUUCUCCACAAAAGGGCUUUAUUACAGAUGAAAAUACUCCUCAGUUUCAUCAGCUGGUCUCAGAUGAUCUUGCAGGUGAAGAAGCCGGAUGUGGAGGUCCUGGGCUGGCGUGGUUACACAUGGUCUGCGAUUUGGACGUACUGCCAAAUUCUCUAAAAUUAUGUUGUAGGUGGCUUAUGGUAGAGGAAUUAACAUUAAAUUAUCUGGCAACCGCUCUAGUAGAAAUUCCUGCAGUCCGCAAGCCAAUUACACGCUCCCUCAAAACUUGAGAGAUCUGUGUGUAUUGUGCGACAAAACUGCACAUUUUAGAGUGGCCUUUAAGUCCCCAGCACAAGGUGCACCUGUGUAAUGAUCAUGCCGUUUAAUCAGCUUCUUGUGUACACUUGUCAGGUGUAUCUUGGCAAAGGAGAAAUGCUCACUAACAGGGAUGUAAACACAUUUGUGCACAAAAUUGGAGCGAGAUAAGCUUUUUGUGUAUGAAAAAUUACUGCUGUCACGUUUAUAUUUUUGUUCAGUAUAUUUGUGAUUACCUUUGUCUUUAUUUCAUCUGUGGUAAUCUACAAGAGGACUGGAUGGGUUCAGGCAGGCAACAUAGGAGUUUAACUAGUGGUUUUCUUUCACAUGAAGGGGAGGUGACAAGGAGAGGAAGCCACUAUAGACUAUUGGUACAGGCCCCAAUGCCACAAACAAGAGUUGGUAUAAUUGGUUAGGCCAGAGGCCACAUUCCAGGCAAAGUAUUACUGGUUAAACAGCUCACCACCAUUAAGUAGCGGUAAGGCAUAAUCUAAGACUGUGCGGCCUAACCCCAGCUGUGCCGGGUUCAGAUAACAGCAGUUGAUAUGUAACUGUGUACAGUAGUUUGUUUUGUGUUAAAUGGUUUAAUAUAGUGUAGUAGAUAAGGUGUAUGAAGAAGGCAAUUGACCAGUGUUGUAGUGUGUGGGGCCUGAAGUGAUAUGAUCAAACAGCCAGGGGAGGAUGGCUCAUAAUGGCUGGAACGGCGCGAAUGGAAUGGCGUCAAACACAUGGUUUGACGUAUUUGAUACCACUCCGCUCCUGCCGUUACCCCGUCCUCCCCAAUUAAGGUUCCACCAACCACGUGUGCACUCACAUACUUCCCAUGUGAUGCCUCUUGGUCCACACUAGAUGUCUCCCAAAUGGCACCCUAUUCCCUAUAUAGUUCACUACUGACAAGGGGCCCUGGUCAAAAGUAGUGCACUAUGUGAGGAAUAGGGUGCCAUUUAGGACACAGUAGAGUUUACGUACAAAGUCCUCUUAAUCCUGCACUAUUAUAGAACAUUUUUUGAAUAUACUCUCAUCCAUAACUUUAAAUGAAAGUCUUUACAUUAAAAAUACAUGUCAAUGAAGAGAGUAGGAACGCUUGAGGUAGAAAUGUGGGAGUGUAAAGGAGUAACGAGGUGUGUGUGCUGAGUGACUACACCUGCAUUGUUUGCUGUUUGAGGCUGGGUUUCUGUACAGCACUUUGACAUCAGCUGAAGUAAGAAGGGCUUUAUAAAUCCAUUUGAUUGAUGUGUGUCUGAUGCCUACUGCUUUGUUUACUAAUACAAUAAAACUGGUCAUGAAAAAGACUUGUUUAAUUUGCAUUAGGGGACAACCCAGUCAAAGCAAGCAGUAGCGCAUUCAAGGCCCAGUGCAGUCUAAAUCUAGAUUUUGUGUUUUACAUACAUUUCCACACAAGGUUGGAAUAAUACUGUGAAAAUGAUAAUGCCCUCAAACCUUUCUGCCAAUUAAAAUGAGUUCAGCUUU